AGCAGGCUGCGCAGCGCCCAGGGCAGAGCCGGUGCGGCAGCCGCGGACCGAGAGCGUGAGGAGCUAUGGCCACCACCAACGGGGCCGUGGAGAACGGGCAGCCCGACAAGAAGCCGCCUGCCCUGCCGCGCCCCAUCCGCAACCUGGAGGUCAAGUUCACCAAGAUAUUCAUCAACAACGAGUGGCAUGAGUCCAAGACUGGGACCAAGUUUGCGACGUACAACCCUGCGACUCUAGAACCAAUCUGCGAGGUGGAGGAAGGAGAUAAGCCCGACGUGGACAAGGCCGUGGAGGCUGCGCAAGCCGCCUUCCAGAGGGGCUCGCCAUGGCGCCGGCUGGAUGCCCUGAGCCGAGGCCGGCUGCUGCACCAGCUGGCCGACCUGGUGGAGAGGGACCGCGCUGUCCUGGCCACCCUGGAAACCAUGGACACAGGGAAGCCAUUCCUCCACGCCUUCUUCAUCGACCUGGAGGGCUGUAUCAAAACCCUCAGAUACUUUGCAGGAUGGGCAGACAAAAUACAGGGCAGGACCAUCCCCACAGAUGACAACGUGGUGUGUUUCACCAGGCAUGAGCCCAUAGGCGUGUGUGGGGCUAUCACUCCUUGGAACUUCCCUCUGCUGAUGCUGGUUUGGAAGCUGGCUCCCGCUCUGUGCUGUGGCAACACUAUUGUCGUGAAGCCUGCCGAACAGACACCCCUCACCGCCCUUCACCUCGGCUCCCUGAUCAAAGAGGUCGGGUUCCCUCCGGGCGUGGUGAACAUCGUGCCAGGCUUCGGGCCCACCGUGGGAGCCGCGAUUUCCUCUCAUCCCCAGAUCAACAAGGUCUCCUUCACCGGGUCCAUCGAGGUUGGAAAGCUGAUUAAAGAAGCCGCGUCUCGGAGCAACCUGAAGAGGGUGACCCUGGAGCUUGGGGGGAAGAACCCCUGCAUAGUGUGUGCCGACGCCGACCUGGACUUGGCAGUGGAGUGUGCCCAUCAGGGAGUGUUCUUCAACCAGGGCCAGUGCUGCACGGCCGCCUCCAGGGUGUUUGUGGAGGAGCAAGUCUACGCUGAGUUUGUCAGGAGGAGCGUGGAGUACGCGCAGAAGCGGCCCGUCGGAGACCCCUUCGAUGCCAGGACGGAGCAGGGGCCCCAGAUUGACCAACACCAGUUCGACAAGAUCCUCGAUCUGAUCGAGAGCGGGAAGAAGGAGGGCGCCAAGCUGGAAUGCGGGGGCUCGGCCAUGGAAGACAGGGGGCUCUUCAUCAAACCCACCGUCUUCUCGGAUGUUACCGACACCAUGCGAAUUGCCAAAGAGGAGAUUUUUGGGCCGGUGCAGCCGAUACUGAAGUUCAAAACUACCGAAGAAGUGAUCAAAAGAGCCAACAGCCUGGAAUACGGGCUCACAGCCGCCGUGUUCACGAGAAACCUGGACAAAGCCCUGAAGCUGGCCUCCGCCCUCGAGUCCGGCACGGUCUGGAUCAACUGCUACAAUGCCAUCUACGCACAGGCUCCGUUCGGUGGCUUUAAAAUGUCGGGAAACGGCAGAGAACUAGGCGAGUAUGCGCUGGCUGAAUACACCGAAGUGAAAACCAUCACCAUCAAACUGGACGACAAGCUCCCCUGAGCGCAAGGCGGGCUCUUCCCCUGACACCUGAAUGUGGCCGAUCACACCUGCGGGAGAAAAAAAAACGACACUUCUGACCUUCCUGGCCCACUUUCUUCUGGAGACCCCACAUCCGCUGCAUGGGGACGAUUUUUAUUUUCCUCUCGCGCUCCUCUGUUAUUGACCAGUAUGUUGGGGGUGACAGUGCAGUUCUGCCUGGGGGUGGCGCUCUCGGGCAUUUCCAGCUUCCCUUUCCAGCCAGGUUCCUUGGGACAGUGAGGAGGCCGAGCGCACUGCCGACAGGAAGUGGUGUUUGAAGUUUCCAGCGGUCACUUAAAAGUGCUUUUCUGACACUACUCCAGUAAGAAUUUGGAGAAACCUCCCCGUAUGCUCUAGAAAAUUCGGCCUUGUACCUGUGGGUCCCUCUGGGUUACCCACCCGCAGAACAAGCAAGCCCCUCUUACUGCUUAGCUGAAAAGGAAGAGCACUCAGUUUACAAACACACAGAAUUGCAAGGAUCCAGUGUGGGCACUCUGGGGAGGCGAGGACUUGGAGGGUACUGCAGGUCUUGGGGGGGAACGGGUAGGGGUCUUCAGGGACUCCACCUUGACACUGACCUGGGGACUCAGCUUAAAAUCAGUACUGCCUUCGGAAUAUGUCCGAAUCACCAGCCCAGAGAGCCUAUCAGAAACGCUGUCACAGUCUCCCUUAAGGCUGUGACGUUCACGGCAGAGCGAAUCCAAGGGUAAAAUUAAGUCCUGCACUUCCCACACCAGAGCCACCCUGCACGCGUUGACAGAACUGCGUUUCUGCCCCUUGGAUUCGUGGUUGAUGAGCCUGUGUGUUCUCCCUUUUCUCUAAUUCAGACGAGUAGAACACACAGCUGGAAAGGCUGCUGUUAGAAUACAGCCCGGGUUGCGUCUGAGGACUGUCUUGAUAUCAAAAUUCACGAUUAAUCAUCAAAUAACACCCAAACUCCACGGAGGAACUGGGUCUCCUCCUACAGUGUCCUGGUUGCUGCACUAAACAGGUUGUGAGGUUUUCAUUUCCUCUUCGUACAAUUACAAGUUUCAACUGGAGAACAGAACGUGUUCCCAUAUCGCUUUAAGAAAAAAAAAAAAAA
Molecule: messenger RNA, 2706 nt
Organism: Molossus molossus (Pallas's mastiff bat)
Lineage: Eukaryota; Metazoa; Chordata; Mammalia; Chiroptera; Molossidae
Gene: ALDH1A3
Product: aldehyde dehydrogenase 1 family member A3
Exons: 13
Coding region: 66-1604 (512 amino acids)
Molecular function (GO): aldehyde dehydrogenase (NAD+) activity
Source: RefSeq, a predicted model, not a curated record